AUGGGGGACUUGGACGUUCAAAGGCCCAGAGGAGGGAGCGGGCUCGAGGCAGCGGCGGAUCCCUCUCCACGGCAACCACAUCACUCAGCGCCUGCCCGGGACAACAGUUCCCUCCACGUGGCCACCACCAACACAGCCUCAGUGACAGCAACAGCCUCAGUGACAGCGACAGCCUCGGCCUCUCCUCCCCAGGGCAGCCGCCAGCCCCAGCCAGGACAGAGCAGCUCCUGCAGGCCUCCCUGCCGCCUCCAAAAUUUGAGACACUGGAUCAGGCCAGCCACCGCGCACAAGCCCAGCCGGGGACUGCGCCCGGGUGCACCGCAUGGGCCAGCCCGGGACGCGCACCAGGGACAAACACCCCGCCGUCCUCCAAACCCGGACCUGCCUAGGCCAGAGCGCCUACCGGAUGAAUGGCUUCGGGCCACAGCGACAGUGACUGCGUCGCCUCCUCCGGGACGCCUGCCCGGCUCUCCGCCCUCCUCCCCGCUUUUCUGCUCCCACCUCCACCUCCGCCUCUGGCCUCUGCUCACACUCGCAGGCGCAAGCUCAGCUCCACCCGCGCCCUUGUACCAAAGGAGGGGAGAGGGCAUGGCUCUGUCCAAGAUGCCCGCGCAGGCCCUCUCCAGACUCACUCAUCCCCACCGCGUGACAAGCCUUUACCAGCUGUGCGGCCUUGAACCAGACUCUGGCUCCGUCUCCUCAUCUGUGCAACAGGAAUGAUGAAGAGGGUCGUUCUGAGGACU
Hipposideros armiger (great roundleaf bat) is the source of this 743-nucleotide messenger RNA. RefSeq lists its product as uncharacterized. Lineage: Eukaryota; Metazoa; Chordata; Mammalia; Chiroptera; Hipposideridae. The transcript has 3 exons. Bases 1 to 720 code for a protein of 239 amino acids. The record is from RefSeq and is a predicted model, not a curated record.